AAAACAAUCUAUGUUAACUUUUCUUUAGCUUGCAAACAUUCCAACAUGAACGCAGGGUCAAAUUCCACGACACAUUUUCCUUGUGGCUCUCUGUAUGCUCUGGACUACAGCUCAGUCUGUGACCCACAGGAAAAGGAUAGCCGCUAAUGUAAAAUGUCUCUCCACAAACACACAGCUGCACACUCAGUCCCUCCUCACGCCCUGACUCGGCUGGCACGCGAGUGGCUGGCAGAAGACGUGCCGAACUUUGACCCAGCUGGGGUGUGUGUAGGUUCACAGGAAGUUGAGGGAAGAUUGCUGUGUAAAACACCACACAGCAUCCUGGCAGGGAGUCCCUUUUUUACAGCUGUGUUCACUGAGGUUGGCUGUACUGUGGACUGGAAUUACCAAGAGGGAGCUGAGAUCGGUCCAGAUGCUGUUACACUGACUGCUGUUGUUCGAGGCCCAGCGAGGUGCCUGCUCCUGGGUGAAAGGCCCGCUCUCAACUGCCUGGCCCGGGCCUCGGGGAUCGCCACCCGCUGUGCUCAGCUCCAGGCAAUGGCAAAGGCAAGGCGCUGGCACGGAGAAGUAGCUGGCACAAGAAAGACCACCCCUGGUUUCCGUCUGGUGGAGAAGUACGCCAUGUUGGUCGGCGCGGUGUCCACGCACAGACAGGAUCUGAGUGGAAUGGUGAUGCUGAAGGACAACCACAUCUGGGCGUCAGGGAGUAUCACAGAGGCUGUGAAAGCUGCCCGAUCAGUGUGUGGCUUCAGCAGUAAGAUUGAGGUGGAGUGCUGCUCUACAGAGGAGGGCCGAGAGUCAGCCAGAGCCGGAGCAGACAUUGUUAUGCUGGACAACUUUCAACCUCAGGAGCUCCAUGUUGCAGCUCAUGCACUGAAAAAGGAGUUCCCAGCUCUCCUGAUAGAGGCUAGCGGAGGAGUGACUCCAGACAACUUAGCCAUGUAUUUCUCCCCACAUGUGGAUAUCAUUUCACUGGGCUGCAUUACACAGGGCUGCCCGGUUGUGGACUUCUCACUCAAGGUUCAACCACCUGUUCUCCACUCGAGAGGACGUACAGACAGAACCACCGACUGAAUGUUGUGCAACUUUGUUCUGAUGAAUCGAGGAGGUGUUUUAAUCGUGUUCAUUUAUUUCUCAGAAUAACUGCUGUCAAUUGUUUUAAGAUAGAGAAAUGAUUCACUUCCUGUUUGCUAUCUGUGUCAUAACUCAUUUGAUCGUGAUUUGAAGAUUAGAACCUGGACUCCAAAUGCUUUUCUGCCUCAAGGCAUGAAAAUGUGCAUUGCAAAAAAGGAACAUCACUCACAAGGUUAAAUUGACCAACAGAAAAAAUCAUGUACAGAAUAAAUGGAAAGUACAACUAUUUAUCAAGAAAUCUACAGUAUGGGUUAUAAUGCACAUUGUAAGUGUUCAGUUACUUCAAAGUUCACGUACAUAUAUUUUUUCACUAGUGGUGAAGUGGAUUAGUGGACAUGCAAUUCUUAUUUUCAGAUGAUUAUACACCAGUCCGUUCCACUAGAUGCCGUUCAUUUCUACACACUGCACCUUCAAUUGUCAUGCAAUGAUUCAUGAACCCAAAGGUCUGUACUAGUCUAUAUCACUGCACUGCACUGCGGAGCUAGUUUCCUGAAAACAUGAUAAAAGUGUCCAAAAAUGACUGUUAUCUCUAGUGUCUGUAACUGCAUACAGAGUUCAGUUGCUUCUAUGAGCUUUCUGUAGAUAGUCACCUAAAGCAACAGCACCAACAUGCAGUGGAGAGAGUUUUAGUCAAUUAGCAUAUCAGAAUCUCCAAAUACUUUGUCCCAGCGAUGCAUGGAAGUGUGUAAAGAUACUGGUAUAGGUCAGAAUAGACGUCAACUACAUGACUAGAGGCUUCAAUACUACUGACUCCAACCAGAAUGAGCAGCAAAAGGGACAAAGAAUAUAUUUCUUCUCUUUGAAUACAACAUUUUGCAAUUGCUGGUGUUGUUUUCUCUCCAAAUGAAUUAUUUUCAGAUGGUUGAAGAUGCAUUAGAAAUGAUACCCCUCUACCUUUUGCCAGGUCCUGCAGCUGCUCUUCAAGGACUUCAUGGUUCAGGGCAGGAUAGGAAACUGUCAAGUGAUCAAAAGAGCUGAACGUGACAUUUGAUAGAAAACUCUUAUCUUCUACAACUUUUAUCAGUCGAAGAGACAGAGAACAUUCAGUCAAUAAAUAUUUCUAAUAACAACA
Scomber scombrus (Atlantic mackerel) is the source of this 2206-nucleotide messenger RNA. RefSeq names its product nicotinate-nucleotide pyrophosphorylase [carboxylating]-like. Gene Ontology annotation, molecular function: nicotinate-nucleotide diphosphorylase (carboxylating) activity. NCBI's taxonomy places the organism in Eukaryota, Metazoa, Chordata, Actinopteri, Scombriformes, Scombridae. Gene Ontology annotation, biological process: NAD+ biosynthetic process; quinolinate catabolic process. Gene Ontology annotation, cellular component: cytoplasm. Bases 154 to 1074 code for a protein of 306 amino acids. The transcript is spliced from 5 exons. The record is from RefSeq and is a predicted model, not a curated record.